AUGGCUGCGAGAGUGCUGGGAAGACCAUUCCGGCUUUUGCGGCGAAUGAGAGCCUUCGCGUCCGGCCUGGGGGCCUCUUCCGACUCAAGCCCCGCCCGCCUGCUUCACCUCUCCUCCGAGGCCUGUAGACUUCUCGCUGCCUACCGGUCGGACGCUUCGUGGUCCACCGAGUCGCUGGCGGCGAUAACGCUCGGCGGCACGGCAGCUAGGGCGCUGGUCGGGUGGGCGGUGGAGCUCGAGCGAGGGUACGCGGAGCAGCCUCGCGUUGAAAACUUUCUGAGAGACGCGCAGCCUGCGUGGCUCCGGAAAGGGCGGUCCUUCCAGAGACGCCGCCGAGCGUUGGAACUCCACGCGGAGUCGUGUCGGCAAGCGGUGGUGGUUGCGAGGCAGUACCGCGAACACCUGGAAAACCGGGGACGUGCUUAUGGUGACCCGGUCGUGGCGUUGGAAGUGCUGGAAGAGCAGCGUCAGGCUGCGGAAGAAGCGGUUCAAGAUCUGGAACGCAAGAGGAUAGAGUUUCUAGCCACGCAAGCUAAAGCCGAGGAAGCUGCCGGGAGGGCUCUCACGGACGAUGUGGAGUUCGCAGAGCGGGAAGCCUCUGUAGCUGCAAGGGCGGAGGAGAUGGCUCGUCGGCUCGGGCAGAGCGGGUCCGAGGAGAUAGCUGCUUUGGCCGGGAAGACGCUCGACUGUGGAGUUAUCCUCAGGGAGUUGCAGAGGCGGUUGCGCGUGUGGGAGCGGCGCUGUCGGCAGGAGAAUCGACCCCUUCUGCAGGAGUGGAUUCCUCCGACGGAGAGUCAGAGAAACAUGUCCCGAGCUUUGGGGGAAGUUCGCGCGUGGAAGCAGAUCACAGUCGUGCAGAAAACAAGGCUUGUCGAAGACGCGGGAGGGCGUCGGUUCGUCAAGGGCUUCACCGGCAAGGACAUGGAAAUUUGGAGGAGCGCUGUCGAGGGGUUGGCAGCAUGUGGUGCGGACAUUGAGUCGGGUGAGGCGAGACUAGAGGAAGACGUGGGCCGGUUCGAACAAGAGAUCUCGAGAGUCAAUGCGGAGAUUGCGGCUCAAAAGGUCAGCUCCGCUCGCUGGGACAACACCACCAAAGAAACACAAGCCCUAGAACGGCAAGAGGAUGCGGACGCCGCUCGCGACGAGCGGAGGACCGCCAUGGGCGCAACCCUUCCUCCCGGGAUGCUAGAAAACCCUUCUGGGACUUGCGCGGGGGGCGGCGUUGAAAGCCAGGGUCCCUCCGGCGGGUCCUCCCAACGACGACCCGUGCUGUUGCUCCUGGGGCUCGACCUGCCGGCCUCUGUCCGAGAAGAGGGUGUUGUCGCAAGGACGCGAGCUAACCUGGUACAAGCCGCGCUAUCGGCCGGCAAGAACGUAUCUCUCGAGGUGGUCCCCGGCCCGGGGCUAUGGGCGCGGGGGCGUUUUCUUCGGGACCUAGAGGCCCUCCUCGGGGGAUUGGACGCGUGCGGGUGUGGCGUAGACCACAGCGACACCGAUACGAAACAGACGUCUGGGCCGACAGUGCUGCUAGUUGAAGGGCACAGCCGAAAUCGCGCCGGAGGGGGCAUGGACGUGAGCCACGGCACGAAGUUCGUAGGAGAAGGCGCCGCGAAAAACUGGAAGGCGGACCGUUCUUACGAUCAGGGACCGGAAAGGACACUCCCCCCUGCAUUGUUGACCGCCAGGAGGCUGAAAGCUCUCAUGGAGGAGGCGGCCCAGUGUCUACACGAUCUGUCUACCGAGUACGGGAGAACUCCCAGUCCGUUCAAGGCGAUACAAGAUGACAGCUAUGCCUCUAAAAGUUCUAAGGCACCGAGAGAAGCCCAUCAACGACGCCAAGGAACAAUCAGAGCAGAGGGCUCAACGGACCCCGAACGACCAAACGCUGGCAGUUUCCCGAUGAGAAAACAGUACAACGCUUCGUUGGCGACGACAGGCUCCCGAGGGAUGGCUUUGCUGCUGGCAGCAUGUCACAUGCUCCUUCACCCUGGUCGACGAUAUGACUUAGGGGAGUUCAGGACGGGAAGAGGUCUGGACGUGUACUUGACCGAAGGCAUGACGAUGCAAAAAUCGCCCGGUAAAGCGCCAACCACGUCGAGCGAAGAGGUUGAACUUGGCGCCUUUGAAAUGGUUCACGCCUUCAACCUAGCAAGGAGCUGCCGCGAAGAGCUUGCCGAACAGGGGUCGGCUCGGGGCGUGGCCGCCUUACUCCGUCGAGCAGACCUUUACUCGACGCCACUCGAAACAGCCGUUGCCCUCCAACGCCUUGUGCAGCACUCCGACUGGCCCGUGGCCUCUCCUCGUUCCGACUUCGCCGGGUGUUCCGCUUCUGGGGCGUUCGUAGGAUGGGUUGUUGCAGCCGUGGCUGUCACGACCGAGCUUGUUCUCGGAGGGGGUGGGGUAGAACUGGGGGCAGGUUCAGGUUCAGCCCGAAAUCCUUCAGGUGACGAGCGGAAGGCCGUGGCGUCAGGUACGGGUGUUGAAGGCCGGGGUUGGUGUGGAGGGGCGGGCGGGGCGGGGUCGACAGCGGAAGGUAGCGGCGGCAAUGCGCUGCUAUCUACAAGCAUGAGAAACUUACAAGAGGAACGAACGCGGGAACAGAGGCUCCUGCUAGGAAUGGAGACGUCCUUGAUUGAUGAGAUCGUUGCUGUUCUGGACGACGAUUCACCGUGGUUGCCACCACCGGAAGACCCCGAAGGACAUGGGGACGUGAGAAAUCGGCGCCAAUGCAGGGCUUCGGAGGUGUUCAAUGCACUACUGGACACAGUUUUAAGGCCUUUCAACGUGUUCGAGGUGGUGGACCACGAAAUUUCUUUAGGCCACAGCCCCCCACAACAGCAAGAGACGGCCUUCGCUCCGUCAGUGCCACAGGCAAGGGGAGAAGGACCUGUCAGCAAGCAGAUGGGGGUUUGCCGUGGUGGUAGUGACCGGUUUGGCGUGACGGUGAGCAGGGCGUUCGGGUCGAUUUACGCCAGAGCCGUGGUGCUAGGUACAGGGAGCAUGCGGAAAGGCCAAGCGGUGACGGCUCGAACGAAGGAUGAAGACUUGAUCCCUCUUCUUUCUCCGAACUGGAUGGAAAAGCGUAUGCCAUGGUUCCGCUUACGGUGGAGAAACAGCACGCCCACAGACUGUACGGAUAUGACCUCGCUGAACCCCAGAGGUGUCGUGUAA
This is a messenger RNA of Ectocarpus siliculosus, 3171 nucleotides long. NCBI's taxonomy places the organism in Eukaryota, Phaeophyceae, Ectocarpales, Ectocarpaceae. The record is from the annotation of a GenBank genome assembly.